AAUAAUCGUUCGUAGCUCCACAACAAUCAGUUAUAUCUCAGAAAAUAGUGUGUUCAAUUGCGUUAUUUCAUCAAGAUGAAAUUUACACUAUUUUCUUUUUUUGCCGUUUUGCUCUUUAUUGGUAUGGCACAAGCAAUUCAACCAAGUGAUACAAAUGGCCCCACAUUGAAAAGAUUUCGAAGAUUCACUUGUGAUGCCCUCAGCUUUGAAGCAGGAAGUGUUAAAGUAAAUCACGCUGCCUGUGCCAUUCACUGUGCAUCCCUUCAUUAUAGAGGAGGUUACUGUAAUGACAAAGCUGUUUGUGUCUGCCGAAGAUGAACAAAAAUUGAAAAUGUCCUUAUUUAAUACAAAUAAACGUUUUGAUUCGA
Molecule: messenger RNA, 368 nt
Organism: Coccinella septempunctata (seven-spotted ladybird)
Lineage: Eukaryota; Metazoa; Arthropoda; Insecta; Coleoptera; Coccinellidae
Product: defensin, isoforms B and C-like
Exons: 2
Coding region: 76-318 (80 amino acids)
Biological process (GO): humoral immune response; defense response to bacterium
Source: RefSeq, a predicted model, not a curated record